Molecule: messenger RNA, 3464 nt
Organism: Diabrotica virgifera virgifera (western corn rootworm)
Lineage: Eukaryota; Metazoa; Arthropoda; Insecta; Coleoptera; Chrysomelidae
Product: zinc finger protein 345-like
Exons: 2
Coding region: 126-2243 (705 amino acids)
Biological process (GO): regulation of transcription by RNA polymerase II
Cellular component (GO): nucleus
Molecular function (GO): RNA polymerase II cis-regulatory region sequence-specific DNA binding; DNA-binding transcription activator activity, RNA polymerase II-specific
Source: RefSeq, a predicted model, not a curated record
UAGAGAAAUAAAAACAUGGACUUCUGGACAGUUCAUUGGUUAACUCAGAACUCAGGUUAAUUGUUUUUGUAAUUUUACUAAGAUCAACAUAAACAUAAUCAUUUAUAUUACUGAAACAUAAAAUCAUGUUUAAACAAACUGAAAUAAAACAAGAAGUUAGUGAGACAAUCAUUUGCAAAAGAGAAAUAGGUAAUGAAGUAGAUGACGUUCUACAGGAUAACUUUAAAACUGAAAUUAAGGAGGAACCUAUCCAUGAUAGUACAAAUGAUACAUUUGAUUAUUUAGACGUAAAGAAAUAUCCUAUAAAAGCUGAAAUAGAACAAGAUGAUGGUUUCUCUUGUAUGGAUACUGAUGCCAGAAGCCUAUUAACAAAUCAUGAUAGAAGUGACAGUCAUUUGAACCAAUAUAUAACUUCCGCUACCAAUGUGAAGACUGGAGGACAACGUUUUAUAUGUACCAUUUGCAAGAAAUCAUUGUCAAACAAAUAUUGUUUAGAUAUUCAUAUGAGGAUACACACUGGGGAAAAACCUUUUGCAUGUGAAAUUUGCACCAAACCGUUUUCAACGAAAGCAUUCCUAAAACAGCAUAUGAGAGUGCAUACUGGUGAAAGACCAUUUGAAUGUGAAAUUUGCACCAGAAAAUUUACAACAAAGCAACAUUUACAAUCACAUAUGACAAUGCAUACUGGUGAAAAACCAUUUGAAUGUGAAAUUUGUACCAAACAGUUUUCAACAAAACACAAUUUACAAUCACAUACGACAGUACAUACUAGUGAAAAACCAUUUGAAUGUGAAAUCUGCACCAAACAAUUUUCAACAAACGGACUUUUAAAAUCGCAUAUAAGAGUGCAUACUGGUGAAAAACAAUUUGAAUGUGAAAUUUGUAACAAACAGUUUACAACAAAGCAACAUUUACAAUCACAUAUGACAGUGCAUACUGGUGAAAAACCAUUUGAAUGUGAAAUUUGUACCAAACAAUUUUCAACAAACGGACUUUUAAAAUCGCAUAUGAGAGUGCAUACUGGUGAAAAACAAUUUGAAUGUGAAAUUUGUAACAAACACUUUACUACAAAGCAACAUUCACAAUCACAUAUGACAGUGCAUACUGGUGAAAAACCAUUUGAAUGUGAAAUUUGUACCAAACAAUUUUCAACAAAACACAAUUUAGAAUCACAUAUGACAGUACAUACUAGUGAAAAACCAUUUGAAUGUGAAAUCUGCACCAAACAAUUUUCAACAAACAGAGUUUUAAAAUCGCAUAUGAGAGUGCAUACUGGUGAAAAACAGUAUGAAUGUGAAAUUUGUAGCAAACAGUUUACAACAAAGCAACAUUUACAAUCACAUAUAACAGUGCAUACUGGUGAAAAACCAUUUGAAUGUGAAAUUUGUACCAAACGAUUUUCAACAAACAGUCUUUUAAAAUCGCAUAUGAGAGUGCAUACUGGUGAAAAAAAAUUUGAAUGUGAAAUUUGUAACAAACAGUUUACAACAAAGCAACAUUUACAAUCACAUAUGACAGUGCAUACUGGUGAAAAACCAUUUGAAUGUAAAAUUUGUACCAAACAGUUUUCAACAAAACACAGUUUACAAUCACAUAUGACAGUACAUACUAGUGAAAAACCAUUUGAAUGUGAAAUCUGCACCAAACAAUUUUCAUUAAAUAGACUUUUAAAAUCACAUAUGAGAGUACAUACUGGGGAAAAACAAUUUGAAUGUGAAAUUUGUAACAAACAGUUUACAACAAAGCAACAGUUACAAUCACAUAUGACAGUGCAUACUAAUGAAAAACCAUUUGAAUGUGAAAUUUGUACCAAACAGUUUUCAACAAAGAGACUUUUAAAAUCGCAUAUGAGAGUGCAUACUGGUGAAAAACAAUUUGAAUGUGAAAUUUGUAACAAACAGUUUACAACAAAGCAACAUUUACAAUCACAUAUGACAGUGCAUACUGGUGAAAAACCAUUUGAAUGUGAAAUUUGCACCAAACGGUUUUCAACAAAAGCAUUCCUAAAACAGCAUAUGAGAGUGCAUACUGGUGAAAGACCAUUUGAAUGUGAAAUUUGCACCAGAAAAUUUACAACAAAGCAACGUUUACAAUCACAUAUGACAGUGCAUACUGGUGAAAAACCAUUUAAAUGUGAAAUUUGCACCAAACCGUUUUCAACGAAAGCAUUCCUGAAACAACAUAUGACAGUCCAUACUAAUGAGAAAUCAUUUGAAUGUAAUAUUUGUACCAUGAUACUGUAAAUAACGAGAUAGUAUCUUCCCGUAGCUCAAAUACGUCCGAGUUCGCGCAUGAUGACGUAACUGGAGACCGGAAGUUGAAUUUGAAUUCUUGUUAAAGUUAAAUGCGAUUUGUAUGCAUUCUGUGAUGAAAUUAUUCAAUUAGCAACAUAACAUUAAUUUCAAUGUAUUCGAAAAAAAUGUAGUGUCGAGAUUCAUGUUAAAAUAACUGUCAAAAAUAAAAUAUAAAAUACACUUAGCUUACAACCGCGAACAAUUCAAACUACUCGGACGUUACGAAUGAUUACGAACCAUUACGAACUUGCCGGUCUCCAGUUACGUCACGACUUCAGGAUGUGCAAUGUAUUAUCUUGUUAUUUAUAGUAUCAUGAUUUGUACCAAACAGCUGACAACAUAUGGGUGGUUCGCCAAAAUAAGCGGCAUAUUGUGUAACUCGCUUUUUUCUUAAGUCCUUUACAUACUGUGUUUUAAAUUGUGUUGCCAAAGUUAAGUUAUACAAUAGAUGAAUGUACGCCACUUAACAUUAAUUUAAAAAAAAAAGUAUUUUUACAAACAUUUUAUGCAAUUUUAUAGUCAAAAUAUCAACUCCGAGGCUGUAACUCACCUUGUUUUUUGAUCUGUUUUAUAGUAUUACACGCUGAAAAGUUACAAAAGUGCAGAUUAUUUUAUCAAUAUUUAAUUAAAAACCCAAUGUAAUUUAAAAGUGUCAAAUUAAUAACUUUCAUUUUUAAAAUUAAACCAUAAAAAUCUACUACUAAAAACUGUAACCAACUUUGUGCAUCAACACCGAGGCCUCAUGAAAAUUUAGGCCAAACUGCACUAUACUGUAUGGCAGGCAGAUUGACAAGGGAGGAACGCUUCAGUCUAACCCAAAUUGUGCAACAAAGUGGAUGAACAUAAUAUCGUUAAGCGAUAGAAAAAUUUUCAAGGUGUCUUAAGCUAAGCGUAUGUUUUUAUACAGUCAACACCGAAGCCUUCGUAAAAGCUUAAUUUUGCUAAUUUUUUAAUAUCUUUUUCUUCUAAGUAUGCGCUAUAAAGUUUUUUUGACACACGAUGAAUAAAGCAGAAUUAUUUUUAAUAUUUUGUAGAAAGUAGAAUUAAAAAUGGAUGAAAUCAUCAACACCGAAGCAAUCAACUCCGAAGCCCAGUCGUGCCUCGGAGUUGUUGAAAGUGUGUGAGUGGUCAUUCUUAAACUAAAAAAAUACAAUAAAAAUAAAAAUGUUA